Molecule: messenger RNA, 444 nt
Organism: Adelges cooleyi (spruce gall adelgid)
Lineage: Eukaryota; Metazoa; Arthropoda; Insecta; Hemiptera; Adelgidae
Product: calcium-binding mitochondrial carrier protein SCaMC-2-B-like
Exons: 2
Coding region: 1-444 (147 amino acids)
Molecular function (GO): ATP transmembrane transporter activity
Source: RefSeq, a predicted model, not a curated record
AUGGUCGGUAAGUAUUCCGGCACCUCAGAAGUUAUUUCAACGACAUGGAAGAAAGAAGGCUUAACAGGAUUUUUUAAGGGAUACGUGCCACAUACGCUAGGUAUGUUGGUAUUUACAGGUAUCGACCUUACGAUUUACGAAAUGUCCAAAAAUCGGUUAAAUGGUGAAAGAUUGCAGUGGUCUGUCAACAUGGCAUCUGCCAUAUGUUCCAGCACUGUUGCUCAUUGUACGUGUUAUCCAAUUUCUAUGCUGACCACUAAAUUCCAAGCAAACAAUCAGCCGGAUGCUAAGUUUAUGGAUUUAGUUAAGCACAAUUGGAAGACGUCUGGUGCUUUAGGCAUGUACAGAGGGUUUCUAGCCGCUCUAGUCAAAAUGCUACCCGGAAUGACUAUCAGUUAUGUGGCCUACGAAGAAUUAUGCUCAUCGUUUGGUGUACGCAUGUAA